AUGAGUGAAAGCAAUCUUGUACAAGAGAGUGCUACAUCGGAUGAGAGCCACAAGACAUCGUCAAGCGCUAGUUCACAAAGCAUUCCCGUCAUUCCUCCACGACCUAAAUCAAAGAACCGUGCCAAGUCCUCCACGUCACUAGUUUCCAAUUCUUCCGGCAAGAGUUCGGAGCAAGACGGUAAUGCGUCAACCCCGUCUUUGAAAGAUGAUGACAAGGGAAAGAGUGAGGAACCAGAAUUGGAACUUUUGGACGCGUAUAGUGCUACUGGAGCUGAAGAACACGCAGUACCACCUCCGCAAUCUAACGACGUGCUGGGAACGAGCAGUAGCUUGCAUGAUUCGAAUUCCAUUGAAAGGCCACCACAUGCUUCGGAAGUGGAAGAUUCUCAGAUGAAUUAUCAAACGAAUGACCAGGAUACCACGGAUGGGGAUAAGACACCAGGUAAUUCAAAUACUAAGGCUUCCUUUAAGGAAGAUAUAGAUGAAGAAAACGGAAUGGAUGAGGACACUUCUAGCUUUAAUGAUGAUAUGGAGACCGUUUUACAAGAAAGUCAUGACUCUAGUGAUGAGGCAUCGAACCAUUCUGAUCACGUUGCUGCCUUGACGCAGGAUGUUCUGGAAGAAGGGUUGCCAAGAAUGUCAACCGACCAUUCACGGGAAAAGGAUGCUGAUGACGGAUCAAAAGAAGAGCAAGCUGUUGCCACUGAAAGCGGAGAUGAAACUAUAUACGCAUCAAAAGGGGAUGAAGACGACCAUGCUGAAAGGGUGGAACAAGAAAAGUUGCCAAUGAAUAAAGAAGAAGAACCACAUGUGGAUCCCAUUGAGGAAAACGAACAAGGUUCCGAAAAUAAGCUUGUAACAGAAAAGACCCACAUUCCGGUGAUACCAGCUCGACCAGUUCGUAAAUCAGUCCCACGGCGCUCAUCUUCAAUCAACGAUGAGGAUGCAAAAGCGGCUAAAGAACCAUCUUUAGAUGUGGCCGAAAAAGAACCACAAAAUGUGUCAAGCAAUGAGAUUUCCAAAACCCAGUCUAAUGUGGAAAGUGCUGAUCAAGAUAAGGAGGAAACCUCGUCAAGGAAAGCCACUGUUGAAACUAACGCUGAACAGUUACAAGGUAAACCCUCAAUUCCAAAGAUUCCAACCAGGCCAACUAAGAAACUGACAGACUCCAAAGUACCACCGAAAGCCCCACCACCAAAGCCCAAGAAGUUGUCGAGUAAAAUCGAAGCCUUUCAACAGCAACUAUUCAACUCUGCUUCCAAUCAGGGAUCAUCAUCAUCUAAAUCUCCUGAGGCGGGACCAACAAAUGAAGGUGAUGGCACUCCUAAACACACGCCUGUCCAUCGAAAAAUGUUUGAAUCUAGUGGUAUUCCACUUCCAGGCAUGUUUAACCCGGCACUUCGUCCUAUGUCAAGAGAGCCAAAAGAGGCACCAAGAGACGAGUCACGUAGCGAUGCAAAACCAACAAGGAGGGUUCGUGGUCCCAAGGGUAAGAGAUUACCUCAAGCCGUUGCCAAAGCAAAUGUUGUUUCAGAGAGUAAUAGAGUUUUAGAAAAGGGGAAAUUAUGGUCAUUUGCGUUUACCAAGAGCAAUCAUGAGGAGGAGGAGGAGGAGGAGGAGGAGGAGAAGGGGGAGGAGAGUGAAAAGGAUGAUGGAAAAAUCUCUACGGACGCAAAGAUUGCUUCAGAUGAUAUUGACAUCGAAUCGAUUCAUGAAUCUGAGGAGGCAACAACAGUGGAUUCCAAUAUACCAGUUGUUGAUGAGUUGCUGGAUUCUGAAGUCACCGAUAUCAAGUUGAAACGAGAAGAAAGGAGCUCUCCGCUGCUUGAAACUCCAAACACAGUGGUUGAUUUGAAUUUGAAAGAUGAUGCCUUAGACAAUGAUACUUGA
Molecule: messenger RNA, 1890 nt
Organism: Lodderomyces parapsilosis
Lineage: Eukaryota; Fungi; Ascomycota; Pichiomycetes; Serinales; Debaryomycetaceae
Exons: 1
Coding region: 1-1890 (629 amino acids)
Source: RefSeq, a predicted model, not a curated record